Messenger RNA from Saccharomyces paradoxus, 1785 nucleotides. It is a transcript of the gene BYE1, whose product is annotated as Bye1p. The transcript has a single exon. The record is from RefSeq and is a predicted model, not a curated record. Gene Ontology annotation, molecular function: RNA polymerase II transcription regulatory region sequence-specific DNA binding. Lineage: Eukaryota; Fungi; Ascomycota; Saccharomycetes; Saccharomycetales; Saccharomycetaceae. Gene Ontology annotation, cellular component: nucleus. Bases 1 to 1785 code for a protein of 594 amino acids. Gene Ontology annotation, biological process: DNA-templated transcription.
AUGUCUGUUCGUACUUCUUCAAGAUCUAAUAAGGGUCAGAAUAAAUAUAUUGAGUAUCUGUUACAGGAGGAGAGUGAAACACCCAAGAAAAAAAGAACUAAAAAGAAGGCUGAUUCAGUGACAAAAAAGAAUAAGAAGGCUGAUUCUUCCCAAGAGCCAAGUAAAGAUACUGAGAAAGAAAGAACAGAAGAAGCAGAAGAAGCAGACGAGGGCUAUGUUAGGUGUUUGUGCGGGGCAAACAAUGAGAACUACGAUGCUGCUGAAUACUCGCAUGGGGACAUGGUUCAGUGCGACGGCUGUGAUUCUUGGCAGCAUAUUAAAUGUAUGACCAAUGGUAAAGACGCCAUCGAUGGGCUAAUGAGCGAGGAUUCUAAGUACUACUGCGAAUUGUGCGACCCAUCGCUGUAUGCACAUUUGGAAAAAUCUAAGGAGGUGGAGAUUUCAGAGGACGAUGAUUACGAUGAUGAUGAUGUUUAUAAGCCCAUUAAUGACCACAAUGACAAUGAUGCAGAUAUCUUCCUUGAUGAAGAAAGCCCCAGGAAACGGAAAAGGAGUCCCGAUAGUUCCAAAGGGAACCUUACCAAAAUUAAGCAGGUGAAAAAAUCCAAUGAGUCAAAAAAAAGGAAGAAAAGCACUGAUGCUACCAAUUUUGACACUGUCGAAAACAGAAUGCCUACCAAGAGAGAUUUUGAAAGCGAAAAAGAACACAAACUGAGAUAUAAUGCAGAAAAAAUGUUCUCUACCUUAUUUAGCAAGUUCAUCAUCCCCGAGACGACAGAGGCAAAGCUUUAUAAGCUUCCUGAUGGGAAAGAUACAGUAUUCGUGUCAAAAGAGUUUGCGCACAAUCUUGAGGAUGAGCUUUAUAAAGCUUGCCUUAACGUCGAAUUUGGUACUUUGGAUAAGAUAUACACAGAGAAAGUGAGAUCAUUAUAUUCUAACCUAAAGGAUAAGAAAAAUUUGGAACUGAAAGCACAUGUUAUAGAGGGUAAAUUACCUUUGAAUAAGCUGGUAAACAUGAACGCAUCUGAACUGGCAAAUCCUGACUUACAAGAAUUCAAAGAAAAAAGGGAUAAAGUUACUUUAGAAAACUUUAUUGUUGAGGUACCCGACAAACCCAUAUACGUUAAAACCCAUAAGGGUGAUGAGCUGAUCGAAGAUUCCGCUGAACCUCAAGAGGAUAUUUUAUACUCAAAAGAUAGCAUAAGAUUACACAACGUUGAGAGUAGCGACAGCGAUAAGGGCAAAAUAGAACAGACACAUGCCAUUCCAAAAGAACUCAGCCCAAAUACAAUAAUCAACGAAGAGUCUCUACAGUGCGCAUUUUUAUACCCCGGCUUAGGACUUGAGUUUACAGGUUACCUAAACCACGUUGGAACUUCACAAAAGUUAAAGAGGGAUAUCAUCAAGGAAGCUAUUGGCGACGGCAAACUGUAUGUGGAAGGACGAUUGCCUACAACUACUGCUGUACCAUAUCUUAAAGAAAUCUCCUGCUCUAGAGCUAUAUUAGUGUAUCAAUUAUUUUCCUCAAAUGACGAUGAAAGUAAGGCAACUUUCGCAGAAGUUGUAGACUCACUGGAAAAUAAAAGUCGCAUUGCGGGUAUAAAGCCAAAAACUAGAUACGAAAAGGAUUUUUAUAUUGUUCCAUCGAGGAGCGGUGAAAUUCCAGAAAUUUUGAAAGAAAUUCUAGAAAAUAAUAGUGAAAGAUCUGAGAGAUUCUCGCCCGUUAAAUCGGAUGAAAGAACAUUAUUCGCAUUUGUUGUGGUAAAGCAGGAACUUAUUCAUUAA